AUGAGCACUGUUCACUGGCAGAAGUCGCAAUCUUGCUGUAAGGCCUCUACAACGGGUCGGCUUUACUUCCAGAGCGAUCAGGUGCCUCGCAGCAUCAUCUCCACUGGACAAGUGGGCACAAACCGUGAUCUUCUUGGAUCCGAUGGGGAGUUCUUUGGGACAGACCCGAUUGCCUUAGAGGUCAACAUUGCGAAUGGGAGAGACCAGAAGUUGAAUCUAGAUGACAACGGCUUCUGCUUGCUUCCUCAUGAGUGGGCACACGUUGACUAUUAUGACAAUGAGAUGGUGAUUGCGAAAUACUACAGCGAGUGUGAGGACAUUGUACGCAGAGCAACGGGUGCAUCGAGGGCAUUGGCCUUUGAUCACAAUAUUCGCGCAAAGCAGCGAAAGGAGGCCGGUGAUCGACUCCGAGGCGGCAGCGCAGUCCAAGAGCCUCUGGUAACGUACGGCAUUCACAACGACUACACAGUCACAUCUGCGGAGCAACGAAUUCGUCAGCUUGCAAAGCCUCCGAGCCGAAACGAUACACGUCGCAACGCAGAUGGGACAAGCUUACUGGAGGCUGCAAAGGUUGACACGCUACUCCAGAAACGAUGGCUGUUUGUCAACGUUUGGCGGAACAUAGCGGAAACGCCAGUGGAGAGCUUUCCCCUUGCUGCGUGUGAUGCGCAGUCUGUGGCACUUGAUGACCUCAUUGUCUUUGAGAUAAGAUAUGCCGAUCGCACAGGUGAGAACUACUUUGCCAGAUACUCUGAGCAGCAGCGCUGGUUCUACUUCCCAAGGAUGAAGAAGGACGAGGUAAUGCUGCUGAAGUGCUGGGACUCCCGAGGCAGAGACUUCAAGCCUGCAGGCGCAGAGGGCAGGGAUGUCGCAGCUACUUUUUCCUUGCAUGGUUCUUUCGAAGAGGUGGCAAGUCCCCCCGAUGCCAAAGACCGCGAAAGCAUCGAGGUACGCUUGGUAGCCUUUUUCGAGUGA
Symbiodinium pilosum is the source of this 975-nucleotide messenger RNA. The record is from the annotation of a GenBank genome assembly. Lineage: Eukaryota; Dinophyceae; Suessiales; Symbiodiniaceae.